GGCCGCUUUGCGAGAGGAACUCUGCCGCUGCUUGUUUCUAGGCGAAGCCGUGAAAUCUCUGUGCGCAUGAUUCUGUAAACAAGUUUCACCGUGCUAAGAGCCGGAGCGAGGCGUUUGCUCUGUGCCAUACGUCACUCGCAGCCGUGCGCCGCUACUACACCAGUGCGAACGAGGAUUCGUUCUGUCAUCAAUGGGUGGCGACCGAGCGCGGUGAUCGAGUGGCUCGUCGGAGAGAGAGCAGGUGUUUUGUGUGUUUGGAGCCAACGUUCGGAAUAGACCGGCAUCAUUGCGGUGUUUCCGUGAGAAAGAUCAGGUUCAUCACUCUGCCUCUAUCCUUCCGCCCGCAAGAUGCAGGGACCGGAAGCCCUUCACCUGGAAGAUGCACUGGAGGAUAAUCCGCAGACACGGUCUAUGGUCCACCUCUUCGAGCAAGAUGCUCACCACCUUGACAAGUACGUGAGAGUCAUGUACGAGCAUGCCAAUCGCAUAUGGAACGCCGAGAAGGAACUGGCUGAUGCCACAGCAAGCUUGGCGUUCCAUAUGCGGCAGUACGAUACUCAGGACUUUCCUCUGGACACAGAUCCCGAUAGCAUCCUCCGGUCGACACUCAGGCAACUUUCCAGCAGCCUAGAAGAGAUCAGCUCGUGGCACCAAAUGUGCAGUGCCCACAUAGGUGACGGCAUGGUCUACCCUCUCUCUAGGUUCCUCGAAUCCGACCUCAGAGAAAUUUUCACCCUUGAAGAGCAGUACAACAAGGCCACAGCAGAGCGGGAACAAGCUCUGGGGCGCUACUGCAAGAUGUCGCGAAAAAAAGACACCGAUCGGCAGCGACUGGACCUCAGUGAAGAGCUGUAUUUGGCAAACCGCCGAUUCCACACGGUGUCUCUGCAGUUCUAUGCCCAGCUGAAUGCGCUGCAGUACCGGCGCAAGAUGGCACUGAUCGAGCCGCUUCUGGGCUAUGUGCACUCCAUGAAGUCCCUGUUCGGCGUCGCUCACGAGACAAUGCACACUGCCGAGCAGGACGAGUUCCUCACCAACAUCGCAACCAGCCUGGGAGAGGUGCAACGAGAGUUGCAGGCUCAGACAGAGAAGGCAGCGCAUCAGGCGGGCGUGUUGGCACGGCAAGGGGAAGAGAACGCCGCCUAUCUUGCCGAGGGUUCUUCUGCGCCUGCACAGACGGGCCUGUCCCACAAGGCGGGCUACCUGUUCCACCGGACGAAAAUAGCAGGUAUGGUGAGCCGCUGGGACCGAGCUUACUUCUACACCCUCGGGUGCCACCUUAUGCACAUUCCAAAGGGGGAGAGUGUCGGCAGUGCUGUGAUGGAAAUCGACAGGGGAACCGUUGCGCACGCCUUGGACGAAGAUCGCCGCAAUGUCUUCCAAAUCAGCAACGGCAAAAAGUCGGUGGUGCUUCAGGCAUUGAGUGAGCCAGAACGGGACGAGUGGAUCACCACGGUGAUGAACGUCGCUGCUGAAUGCCACCCAGGCGGCAGGUCACACUCUGUUCCCAAGGAGGCACCCGCAGCCAAGACAGAGCGAACCCCGUCGCUACCCAAUGCAGCAGCACCCGGUUCUAUGCCUGCUGCUGCUGUUGCUGCUGCUGCUGCUCCAAGUCAAGAACGAAAAAUGCCUCGGCCAAGGCCGGCCACGCAAGAGGAUCUCAAAGAACUGGCCAACACUCCCAUCCAGUUUGACAUGUUCUCCCCGUCAGAGGACAAAGGCUCAUCCGGGCACUCUCCAAAAGACGGACCAGCUGUGCGCAUCAACCCCUUUGACCAGUGCGGUUCCUCUAUCACAAUGGAGUCGGCCAAGGAUGCGUCGUGCUCCUUCUGGGAGGCCUUCACCGUGCGAUUCCUCGGCUCCAUGCAAGUGCCCUGUGACAGAGGAGACCAGCUGGUCUGCGAAACCAUGCGCCUGAUCCUGGCUGCCCGCAUGGCACACAACGUCUUCAAGAUGGCCGAGUCACACAUGGUGGUCAGCCAGAAGGAACUCAGGAUUUUGGACCCUUCCCAUCAGGCUGUGCGUGCCUGCUUCCCAUUGGCUGAUGUGUCCUUUUGGACAGUUCACAAGGAGAACAACAGGCUGUUGGGCUUCAUCACGAUUAACCCUGGUGAAGGCCCACCCACAUACAGGUGCCAUGUCUUUGAAGUGAACACAAGUGCUGAAGAGGUGUGCACUGCCCUCUCUGUAGCUGCCAACAUUGCCCUCAAGGCCCUCAUGGGCCAACAGCAGCAGCAGCAACAAGAGAAACAGGCACAGAAAGAAGACGAAAAGCAGAACGAGGAGCUCCUACAGAAACUGAAGCUCUCUGAAGACGAAAACGCCCUUUUUCCUUCAACUACCAAGAACGUCAAGUCGGAUGCCACGGCUGGGGAAGAGGCAACAACUGCGCCUCUAGAAGCAGGCGAUGUCAAGACAACCUGACCGCACGCGCAUUCUUGAAAAAAUUUUUU
Rhipicephalus sanguineus (brown dog tick) is the source of this 2453-nucleotide messenger RNA. Its product is annotated as DCC-interacting protein 13-alpha. The record is from RefSeq and is a predicted model, not a curated record. Gene Ontology annotation, cellular component: endosome membrane; cytoplasm. Gene Ontology annotation, molecular function: protein binding. The coding region runs from base 349 to 2424 and encodes 691 amino acids. Lineage: Eukaryota; Metazoa; Arthropoda; Arachnida; Ixodida; Ixodidae. Gene Ontology annotation, biological process: signaling. The transcript is spliced from 21 exons.